This is a messenger RNA of Sphaeramia orbicularis (orbiculate cardinalfish), 2449 nucleotides long. RefSeq lists its product as uncharacterized. The record is from RefSeq and is a predicted model, not a curated record. The transcript has 14 exons. Bases 300 to 2018 code for a protein of 572 amino acids. Gene Ontology annotation, molecular function: ubiquitin-protein transferase activity. Lineage: Eukaryota; Metazoa; Chordata; Actinopteri; Kurtiformes; Apogonidae.
ACAUGGCGGACGGCGUAUGGAGCUGUUUUCCGGUCCCGGAGCGGCCCCAAACCCCUGAAAUGGUUGACUGCAAAUGAUGCGCUUUCUCAGAUCUUUUCCAGGAUAUUUUAAGUCAGGCUUUAAUCGUGGUAAAAAGAGGUGUUUGGCUGCCACCAAACAUCUUCUGAAGAAAACCAGUAAGACAGUUGCUCUCAAUUUUUAUCUGCUGCCAAAAAAUACGUCCCACACACCGUUGCCAGUAGAGGAGCUUGAACUCCUUCAGGCGGGCAUGGGGAGACAAAUCGUGAGCCUUCCUGAAGAUGGUGACCACACAGAGAUCUCAAGGCUCCUGGCUGACACAUUUAAAAAAAAUGGAGGGUCUGUAUGGAGGAUGGCUUCUGCAUAAGGCUACAGGUGGGAGUGGUCGACGAAAACUCACUGUCAUUCCACCAGAGGCAGAGGGAUAUACUACCAAAGCUCUGCAAGCUGUGUCAGCGGGCGGCAAAGCCAUUUUUUACAUAGUACCGCUUCAAGAGACAUUGGACACUUCUCCUCUUCCUCCUGACUCACAGCACUUCUCAAAAAUGCCAAAGAAGACAUGUUACCAGUGUAAUGAACUGAUGCCUUUGCACAUGCUUGCGGUGCACAUUAAGACAUGCAAGGGGAAACUGUUUGAUGAUGAUGAUGGUGAUGAUGAGUCAUCUGAUGGCGUAUGUAUUGUGGAGAACAAGUGUAAGGUGGUUUGUCCAAUUUGCACCAAAGAAUUCCCAGAUGAUGAGAUCACGGUCCAUGCUAGUCUAUGUGGAGAGAGCUUUGACUGUACAGUGACUUCUGCACCAAAUGACAAUAGUCCAAGUACAGCUGCUCAAACUCCAGUAUCCAAACCAAAAAGUGUGGAGGAUGUACUGCUCUUCCUUACACACCAAAUUGACACCACAACAGAAUUUAAACUGUGUGUGGACAGAGAAGACCUUCUUGAUAGGGGCAUUCUCCAAUGGAAAAGGAAGAAAACUGCAUCUCCUGCAAGUGCUCUGAAGGUGGUCUAUAUAGGAGAGGCAGGCAUUGAUACAGGAGCACUUAGAAAAGAGUUUCUGACUGAAAUGAUUUCAGGUAUAGAAAACCGAUUCUUCGAAGGAGCUGGGAACCAGGGUAAAAAUCCCAAGUACUCUUUGUCAGACCUUGAUAAUGAGAAUUUCAGAACUAUUGGCGAAAUAAUGGCAGUCAGCCUUGCACAAGGUGGCCCACCUCCUGCUUUUUUGAAAGAGUGGUGCUACAACUUCCUCUGCACAGGAGAGAUUGACUUUCACUCUCUGUCUAAGGAGGAUGUGGCUGAUCUAGAAUCCUGUCUACUCAUCAGCAGAGUCGAAAAUUCCACAGAUGUCCAGUCUCUGAUGAUGUAUGCUGAUGAAAUUGUCAGCUGUGGAUACACAAGCCAGAUCAAACUGGACAGCAAGGAAAGCAUAAUUCGAGCAAUUAUCCUACAUUCUACAACAAGAUUGAUUCCAAUGCUACAGCAACUGAGAAAGGGCAUGGGACUGUAUGGCCUGGUGGACCAGAUGGCCUCAAACCCUGCAGCUUGCCACUCCUUGUUUGUUCCUGGGAAGAUUACCAAACCUGAUGCUGAUUUCAUAAUGAACUGCCAGCCACAUUACAGUGAAAGGGGGUCAUCUAAGGAAAGAGCUGAGAGGAAGAUUAUCAACUUCCUCCAAGAUUUCUUAGAAGAGCUUGAAAUGCCAGAUGGGGAGACAGACAGUGCAGCUGAUGACACAGAACCUCUUGCAGUGCCACAUGUGCUCCAGUGGAUGACAGGGCAAUCCCACAUCCCCAUCCUGCCUGAUGAAAAGAGACAUUUCAAAAUAACAUGCAACUUUGACCAUGAAUGCAGGGAAAGGCUUGGAGACCACUUGGUUUGCUACCCAACAGUGAGCGCAUGCACGCAGACUGUGACUUUUCCAAUACAGCAUCUUAGCACUUACACUGAGUUUAGAAGAAUCAUGAGUGAAGCAGUGCAAUAUGGUGGUGGAUUCCACAGAGUUUAACAGUUCUAGCUUUACUCAAACAAAAAGUUAUUAAUAUGCCAAUGGCUGUUUGUUUUUGUUAUUCAUUUAUUUGUUCAUUUUUUCCCAAUACUUCAUACAGGAUUUUUAAUGUGCACUUGUUGGAAAACCUCUUGAAUGUCUGUAAAACAAAGUUCCAGUUAUGUUUUUACUGAUGUUGUAAUGUCAGACACCUUGUGCAAGAACUGCAUGUAUAAGUCACAACCAUGUGACUGAGAAUGUCCCAGAGGAUCAACAGUUCUCUGAAGUUCCUCCAGGGCUUCAUCAUCCAGUGGGCAUUCCAUUUCAGGAACCACAACUGCUCCAUUAGAGCCCUCUUGCAGUAUGACACUCUCCCAGUCGAUGUCUGGGUCUUGAAGUUCCUACAGAUCCAGAAAACACAAAACAAAAGCAAUGAGUCAAGACUGAAAAUA